AUGCAAUUUAUAUGGAUUUUCCUUCUAAUAUCGGCGACAAGAUCAGUAAAUUUAGUUAGAGGACAAUCAUUUUUAUGGGCAGCACCUGAGAUACGGACUAUCCAAAUGCAUAAUGAAUCAACUCUUGAUAUUAGUUGGGAAUAUAUUGAUUCCUAUACGAAACCAUCUUCUGUACAAUUAUCUGUUAUCCUAUAUAAACUGAACUCAACUGACAUAUUUUGUAAUAAUUUUACCAUGGAUGGUAAAGAUCGUUUUAAUUUUACAUCGCUUAUGAUAGUGAACAACAAUUUUCUGAAUGCCAAUGGAUAUUAUGCUGUUGUUCUUGAAUACAAUGCAACUUAUAAGUAUGGAAUAAAUGAAUCAACAUGGAUGUCGGGAAUCAGUGACUUUCAAUUGUUCAAAACGGCAGGAACACCGGUAAUUCGUGAAGAUUCUUUUCUUGAUAUUAGAUCAAAUUUAGUUAUUGUUUCAAUGAUGUGGCCAAGAGAAAUUCCUAUUUUUAAACUUGAUAUGUAUGUAAAACUGAAUAAUCGAGAUACAACAUUACCAAUAGAAACUGUAUCAAAUGGAACUUAUUUAAUAAGUAAAUAUCGUUUUGACAAUUUAUUACCAGAUACAGACUAUAAUCUAACUACAAAUUUUACACGAAAAUACCUUCCAAAUGUUUUGCAUUCAUCAACUGAAGGUAGAGGAAUCAUUAGAACUUUAAAAUAUUGA
This is a messenger RNA of Adineta steineri, 717 nucleotides long. The record is from the annotation of a GenBank genome assembly. NCBI's taxonomy places the organism in Eukaryota, Metazoa, Rotifera, Eurotatoria, Adinetida, Adinetidae.